Messenger RNA from Ailuropoda melanoleuca (giant panda), 1976 nucleotides. RefSeq names its product dystrobrevin binding protein 1 (gene DTNBP1). Gene Ontology annotation, cellular component: cytoplasm; neuron projection; BLOC-1 complex. The transcript has 11 exons. NCBI's taxonomy places the organism in Eukaryota, Metazoa, Chordata, Mammalia, Carnivora, Ursidae. The record is from RefSeq and is a predicted model, not a curated record. Bases 1038 to 1823 code for a protein of 261 amino acids. Gene Ontology annotation, biological process: anterograde synaptic vesicle transport; regulation of synaptic vesicle exocytosis; neuron projection development.
ACUGGGGCCUGCGCCUCCAAGGCACCUCCGCUCGGGCCCGCCGCCCCCUGCCCGGGCCGAAGGUCGCGGGCGCCGCCACUGCUGGUCCGCGUCCCGUCUCCGCUUCUUCGCGCGGCCAGCUCGCGGAACCCUCGGCGUUGCCGGCCGCCCCUUUCCCUCCCUUUUGUUGGCUCCCUCUGCCCCUGCCCCGGGUUCGGCGCCUUGGUGAAGAAAUUCUUGGGGCACGAAAAGCAACAGAACCACAGCAUUGCUAACAGCAAGCUAGUGGAUACAAGCGCAGACCAAGCGGUUUCCAAACUUGGCUUAGAGUCACCUGGAAAUCUUGAACAAUCCCGAUCCCAGGUGUAGCCCAUGCCAAGGUAAUCAGACUGGGGCCGGAGUUUUCAGGAUUCCCCAGGGUGAUUCCAGUGUGCCGGGACUUUUGGGAACCAUCAGCACAGAUCCUAGCGCCAGACUGCCAGGACUCUCAUCUCCACCACUAAGCAAAUGUGCUUUUGCAAGUUACUUGAAUUGUCUUGCCUCGGUUUCCACAACUGUACAGAGGUGAUAAAGAUGGUACUAAUGGGGUUGUGAAGAUUAAGAAUGAACGUGUAAAACACAACAUGUAGAACGGCUGAAGACUUUAAGUGACAAGUCAAGAGAAGCUAAAGUAAAAAGCAAACCAAGGAGUGUUCCAUGUUUGCCAAAGUACUCUGCUGGUCUAGAAUUACUCAGCAGAACCCAUCAGGAAAGUGAAACCACAAUCCACAGAAUGGAAGAAAAUAUUUGCAAAUCAUUUAUCUGCUGAGGGACUUGAAUCAAGAGUAGAUAAAGAACUGUUGUAACUUAGCGAUAAAAAGCCCAAUGAAGAAUAGGUAAAGAAUUCGAACAAAUAUUUCUCUAAAGAAGAUACAAAGAGCCAACAGUCAAAUACAAAGAUGCUCAGCACCAUGUGUGGCCGCUGAUCAAGACCACGGUAUGAAGAUACAUGGGCUGCACUUCACAGAAGAGCCAAGGAAUGUGCAAGUGCUGGAGAGCUGGUGGACAGCGAGGUGGUUAUGCUGUCAGCGCACUGGGAGAAGAAGAGGACGAGCCUGGUCGAGUUACAGGAGCAGCUCCAGCAGCUUCCUGGCUUAUUAGCAGAUUUAGAAUCCAUGACAGCAAAUCUGACUCAUUUAGAGGCAAGCUUUGAGGAAGUCGAAAACCACCUGCUGAAUCUGGAGGAUUUAUGUGGACAGUGUGAAUUAGAAAGAUACAAGCAUAUGCAGUCCCAACAAUUGGAAAAUUACAAGAAAAAUAAGAGGAAGGAACUCGAAACCUUCAAAGCUGAACUCGAUGCCGAGCACGCCCAGAAGGUUCUGGAAAUGGAGCACACUCAGCAAGCGAAGCUGAAGGAGCGGCAGAAGUUUUUCGAGGAGGCCUUCCAGCAGGACAUGGAGCAGUACCUCUCCACAGGUUACCUGCAGAUAGCGGAGAGGAGAGAGCCCAUGGGCAGCAUGUCGUCCAUGGAGGUGAACAUCGACAUGCUGGAGCAGAUGGACCUCAUGGACAUCUCUGACCAGGAGGCCCUGGACGUCUUCUUGAAUUCCGGUGGCGAAGACAAUCCUGCACUGUCUCCGGUCUCAGGGCCCGAGUUGGGGAUCGGGCAGCACGGAAUCACGCUCCAGGUUCCAGAUCCCACCGAAUCCCAAGCCGAGCGGCCUUCCUCGCCGUCCGUCUGCACCAAGCUGGCUGCCGCGGCCCCCGGUAACGGUGGCGAGUCCCCCAUUGUCCAGUCUGACGAGGAGGGAGUCGAGGUGGACACUGCCCUUGCCACUUUACACACAGACGAUAGUGACUCCUAAGUCUGUGCUCGCCCCGCGUGUCCAGGGAUCUGCACCGCGAAGGCAGGUGGUUUCGUGGAGGUUCUCGGUUUGUACACAGUUGCCAGUAAUGUGUGAGAAAACUGACUGUAAGAGCCGCUGACAAUAAAGUGUGUACAGAAGGGCUUCUAACUA